AUGGAUCUCAAAUUCUCCCAAGAAGUCCUCGAGAAAUACCCUUCUCUCAAAACAACCGAUUUUGCAACCCCCUUCUUCAAAGAUGGACGAGAUACGCGUCUGCUUGAAUGGAUUUAUGCUCGUCCAGACCUCGAUACGCUUCGGGGCGAUCCAGCCCGCGUAUGUGCUGCAAUCGAGGAAUAUUCUGGUCAGCAUGAACUGUUGCUCAACGUCGGCUCUACCAAGGCCGACCUCAUAAACAACCUCAUCGCUGCCCAAAAGCCCCAGGUCAUCGUCGAAAUGGGCUGCUACGUGGGCUACUCUGCCAUCUCAUUUGCUAGCGCGAUGCGUAGCCAACAUCCAGCCAGCACCAAGCUCCAAUUCUGGAGCCUGGAGUUCAACCUAAGUUUUGCCUCUGUCGCCACCAAGCUCGUCGAGCUCGCUGGCCUCUCAGAUGUCGUCACGAUCGUUAUUGGUGCUGCCGGAGAUUCCGUGAAGCAACUUGCGCAAGAGAACAAGUUGGACCACAUCGACAUGCUGUUCAUCGACCAUAUGGCCGAAAACUACCACACCGACUUCCAGAUUUGCGAGUCUCUCAACCUCUUCAAGUCUGGGUCGCAGAUCGUUGCGGACAACAUUUUAGUCCCUGGCGCCCCCAAGUAUGCCGAAUAUGUUCGCAAUCACCCCAAGUUUGAAUCCAAGACUGUCAAAUGUCUACAUGUGCCUGGUGACCUUGAGGACGAAAUCGAGAUUACUAGAGUUAUCUGA
This is a messenger RNA of Mycena indigotica, 747 nucleotides long. RefSeq names its product Catechol O-methyltransferase. Gene Ontology annotation, molecular function: O-methyltransferase activity. NCBI's taxonomy places the organism in Eukaryota, Fungi, Basidiomycota, Agaricomycetes, Agaricales, Mycenaceae. The transcript is spliced from 3 exons. The record is from RefSeq and is a predicted model, not a curated record. Bases 1 to 747 code for a protein of 248 amino acids.